AUGAACAGCACGGAAUAUUUGAAGCUCAAGUUCGUUCGUAACUUUAGGACGCUAGCCCGCGAAGAUGUCGCAUUGGUUGGCGGCAAAAACUCCUCUCUUGGAGAGAUGAUUGGUGCUCUCACUGCUGAGGGUAUCGUCGUUCCGCCUGGUUUCGCUACAACUGUCGACUGCUACUGGAACUAUGUCGACUCCAACAAUAUUAGACAAAAGAUGAAUACGCUCAUCUCAGAAUGGCAAUCCGGAAAAGCAACACUCGCAGAAACUGGACAGGCUUGCCGAAAUUUAUUUCUUCGUGGAGACUGGCCUGCAGAUGCAGCUACGGCGAUCAUCAGCUCGUACAAGGAGCUCUCCACCAAGGCUGAAGUAGAGAAUCUCAGCGUUGCCGUACGAUCCAGCGCUACGGCAGAAGAUCUUCCAGGUGCUAGUUUUGCUGGACAACAAGACACUUUUCUCAACAUUUCUGGGGUUGAUGCUCUUCUCAAUGCAUGUCGUCGCUGCUAUGCCUCACUUUUUACUGACAGAGCUAUUAGCUACCGCCAAACGACAGGCUUCGACCACAUAAAGGUUGCCUUGUCCAUCGGCAUCCAAAGCAUGGUCCGAUCUGAUAUUGGCGGCUCCGGAGUGAUGUUCUCUAUUGACACGGAAAGUGGAUUUGACAAAGUUGUUUUGAUCAAUGCUGCCUGGGGUCUCGGUGAGAAUGUCGUUCAAGGUGCAGUCAAUCCGGACGAGUACCAGGUCUUCAAGCCACUUUUAGCCGAUACAAUGACCGUUCCGAUUAUUCAAAAGAAGCUAGGCGAGAAGGAAGUCAAGGUAAUCUACGGCGACGAGAAGAUGCCAACUCGCAACGUUGCAACGUCCAAGGCAGAGCGGGCAGCAUUCGUUCUGGAUGAUCAAGAGAUUCUUCAACUUGCUCGUUGGGCUUGCAUCAUUGAGAAGCAUUACAAGUGCCCCAUGGACAUCGAGUGGGCAAAGGACGGUACCACGGCAGAUUUAUACAUCGUCCAGGCUCGUCCCGAAACCAUACAGUCUCGCCGGACUGCCGGUAUCUUCAAGACUUUCAAGGUCGGCAAGCAUGGAAAAGCCCUUGCGACUGGUCUCUCCAUCGGCGCUGCUGCAGUCUCCGGCCGCCUUUGUCUCAUUGAGAGCGCCAAGGAUAUCGUCAAGUUCGUGGAUGGCUCUAUCUUGGUUACCGAAGCGACAGAUCCUGAUUGGGUUCCAAUCAUGAAGAGAGCUGCAGCCAUCAUCACUGAUCAUGGCGGUCGUACUUCCCAUGCUGCCAUCGUCAGCCGAGAGCUGGGUGUUCCAGCAGUUGUUGGUACUGGCACUGCCACCUUUGUGCUUCACACUGGUCAAGAUGUCACCGUCUCAUGCGCUGAAGGGGACAUUGGAUUUGUCUACGAGGGCACAUCCGAAAUCGCAACCAAAACGGUAGACGUAACACACCUCCCACCAACCAAGACCCAUGUCAUGCUCAACCUUGCCAAUCCAGCAUCUGCUUUCCGAUGGUGGCAACUCCCAGCCGAUGGUAUUGGUCUCGCACGCAUGGAAUUCGUCGUUACCAAUGCCAUCCAGGUCCACCCAAUGGCCCUCGUCCGCUUCGAUGAGAUCAAGGACCAAGCUACCAAAGAUAAGAUUGCCAGACUCACAGCUGGAUACUCCCACAAGCCAGACUACUUCGUCGACAGGCUGUCCCGCGGUCUUGCUACCCUCUGUGCCGCGGUGUAUCCCAAGCCAACCAUCAUCCGCAUGAGCGACUUCAAGACAAACGAAUAUGCUGGUCUCAUUGGCGGCGCCGAAUUCGAGCCAAAAGAGGAGAAUCCAAUGAUUGGCUUCCGUGGUGCUUCUAGAUACUACUCGCCACUAUACAAGGACGGCUUUAAUCUUGAGUGCAAGGCCAUUAUGCGCUUGCGUGAGGACAUAGGAUUCGACAACGCCAUUGUAAUGAUCCCAUUCUGCAGGACGAUCAACGAAGCAAAAAAAGUUCUUCACGUCAUGGGCGAGAACGGUCUCUUUCGCGGCGAAGGGAACGGACUGCAAGUAUACGUCAUGUGCGAGAUCCCAUCCAAUGUCAUUCUAGCCAAGGAGUUCACUCAGCACUUUGAUGGAUUCUCGAUUGGCUCCAAUGACUUGACCCAGCUGACUCUCGGCGUCGAUCGUGACUCUUGCGAGCUGGCAGAUCUCUUCGAUGAGCAGGAUGAGGCUGUCAAGUGGAUGAUCUCCAGGGUCAUUACUGAGGCACGUAAGGCUGGGCGAAAGAUAGGACUUUGUGGACAGGCACCGAGCGAUCAUCCUGAGUUCGCAGCUUUCCUAGUCGAUGCGGGUAUUAAUUCGAUAUCUGUGAGUCCAGACAGUUUUGUGGAAGUGAAAAAGCAUGUUUUGGCUGCUGAGCGGGUAAAGAUUUAA
Molecule: messenger RNA, 2403 nt
Organism: Orbilia oligospora ATCC 24927
Lineage: Eukaryota; Fungi; Ascomycota; Orbiliomycetes; Orbiliales; Orbiliaceae
Exons: 1
Coding region: 1-2403 (800 amino acids)
Biological process (GO): pyruvate metabolic process; phosphorylation
Molecular function (GO): ATP binding; pyruvate, water dikinase activity
Source: RefSeq, a predicted model, not a curated record